UCCGGCCCCGCCCCGGCCGGUGCGGCCCCGCCCCGCGGCGGCGGCGGCGCGAGGAUGAGCGGGAGGCGGGUGGACGCCAAGGUGGUGCUGCUGGGGCAGGAGGGGGUGGGCAAGAGCAGCCUCGUGGAGCGCUGCGCCCACGGCCGUUUCCGCGCCGGGCCCUACCAGAACACGAUCGGAGCCGCUUUUGUGGCCAAGGUGAUGACCGUGGGGGACCAGACAGUGACCCUGGGCAUCUGGGACACGGCGGGCUCGGAGCGCUACGAGGCCAUGAGCCGCAUCUACUACCGGGGAGCCCGGGCUGCCGUCGUCUGCUACGAUCUCACUGACAGUGGCAGUUUCCAGCGAGCCAAGUUCUGGGUGAACGAGCUGCAGAACUGUGAGGAGGGCUGCCGGAUCUACCUGUGUGGCACCAAGAGCGACCUGCUGGAGGAGGACAGGAGGAAGCGGGGCGUUGACUUCCACGAUGUGCAGGACUACGCUGACGAGAUCAAAGCAGACCUCUUUGAGACCUCCAGUAAAACGGGCCAGAGCGUGGAUGAGCUGUUCCAAAAAGUGGCUGAGGACUAUGUCAACUUCUCCGCCUUCCAGGUGAUGACAGAGGACAAGGGGGUCAACCUGGGCCAGAGGAACAGUCCCUACUUCUACAGCUGCUGCCACCACUGAGCCCCCGUGCCAAAAGGGAAUUGCUGCUGCCGGAAGGGCAGCUGGCUCACCGGAGUGCUCCGGGUUUUUACCUGCUGUGUUUUAGCUGUUGGGGCCUGUCCAGCACAGCCUCCGGACUGCUCUCCUGGCACACAGAGCGGCACAGGGCUGCCGUGCAGUGCCAGGAAUCACUGACUGUCACUCUGGGGACCCCCUCCCUGCCGCCUGUGGUGUUUGUGGGAGCUGUGGUGGCCCAGCGGUGGCCAGUAACUUAUUCUCUCAGAGAUGCUCGAUUCUUUGCAGAUUUAUUUAAGCGUCUUCUCUCGAGGUGUACAAUGUAAAUAAAACGCGUUGUGGUCUGA
Motacilla alba alba is the source of this 1007-nucleotide messenger RNA. RefSeq names its product RAB24, member RAS oncogene family (gene RAB24). The coding region runs from base 55 to 666 and encodes 203 amino acids. NCBI's taxonomy places the organism in Eukaryota, Metazoa, Chordata, Aves, Passeriformes, Motacillidae. Gene Ontology annotation, molecular function: GTPase activity; GTP binding. The transcript has 8 exons. The record is from RefSeq and is a predicted model, not a curated record.